AUGUUCUCUAAUAUGAGUGAUGACAUACCAAUAGAAAGUAGUUAUUUAAAAAACAUUUUUAAAAGCACAGACAAAAAAAUAAAAUUAUUUAAAUUAUAUUUAGAGAAAAAGUUAAAUAUUAAUUCGUAUUCGCUUGGGGAAUUUUCUCUUAAACAUGAUGAAAAAUUUAGACGAAUAUUUUUUUCCAAUAUACUAAAAGAGCAUAUAAUAACAAAAAGGAAAAAAGAUAGAUUAUAUAUUGUCAAUGAAAUAGUUAUAAAUAAAGACUUUUUUCAAAACAAUUUUUAUUUUCAAUAUUUUUUACAAAAUGUUUUAUUAUUUGAAGAUUUACGAUUAAAAAAAAUAGAAAAUAAUUUAAACAAAGAUGUUUUUUUUAAAGAAAAAAAAUCAUCUUUAAUUAACUGGAAGCAAUGUUUUAGUCAUAUAAAAAAAAAGUUAAAUGAAAAAGGAGUGGACAAAAAAAGUAAAAUUUAUAAAAAUUCAGUAUUAUUGUUUAAUUCAACUAAAUUUUCAUAUGAAGAUCAAAAUUGUUGUGAUUAUUUUUAUAGUCUAAAAGUAUGGGAUAUUUUUUUUAAUUAUGUUUCUUUUGAUUUUUUAAACUAUUUAUUGUCUAACACUCUUAUAUUUAUAUCCGAUUUUUUUUUUAUUAAUUCGAAUGAAUUAUUUCCAAUUCAAACUUCUUUUUUUAUUACUUUAAGUCACAUUGAGUUAAAAUGGAAAGACAGUAAAAAAUUAGAGAACAAAUUUAUUUUAAAAAAAAAAAAAUUAUUUUAUAACACAAAACAGCUCAAAAUAAUUUAUAAAAACAAUCUUACACAAAAUGUAAAUCUCCAAAAAAAAAAUUCAAAUCAAACAGAUCUUACUAAGGAACCUGAAAUAACUGGAACUACAAAUUUAGUGUCUCAAAAAAAUAACAGUAAUAUAUAUGACCCAAAUGAGAGAGAUAAUAAUAUGACAAUUUUGAAUAAUUCUAAAAAUAAAAGAGAUAAUGAAAAAAGAGAUAAUGAAAAAAGAGAUAAUGAAAUAGAUCAUAUGAGAAAAUCUAAGAAAAUAAAAACUUUUCAUAAUACUAUUGAAAUGAAAGAAAACAAACCAUUAAUAUGUUCAGAAAAAUAUAUGGAAAAAUUAAAACAUUUGAAAAAAAUAUAUAAAUAUUUGCUUAAAAAAAAAAGUAAUAAAACUUAUUUUAAAAUUCAUGAUAGUCAUUCAUAUAUAAGAUAUUUGUAUUUAAUUCAAUGCAGUGGAGGAAUUUUGAAAAAUGAAUGUCUAAAAGAAAUGAAAGAAAUCAUAAAAAAGAAAAAAGAAAUACUUCGAAAUGAGAAAAAAAACAAAACUAUACAAAAUUUGCAAAAUGUACAAAAUGUGCAAAAUGUGCAAAAUGUGCAAAAUCAUAUAAUAGAAAUGGAAAACAACGGAUUACACAAAAUUGAUACAAGUCAAAAAAUAAAACUAAAAAAAAAACAACUGCCAAAUAUUUAUUUCUUUCAUAAUAAUGAUAAAAAUGAAAAUAGACAUUUUAAUAAUGUUACUGAUAGUUUGAAUAUGACUAAUUAUGAAAUGAGGACUGAAAAAGAGACUAAAAUGUUAAACGAUAAAAAAAAAUGGAAUAAAAUAAUAAUUAAUAGAAACAACAUUUUACAACAUAAUACUACAAAUAAAUAUAAAAACUUUUUAUUUAAUAAAAAUAUGAUUUUUGAUAAAUUAGAAAAUGUGCCCUUAUUUAUUUAUCAUUUAUUAAACUAUAUUUGUACAUCAAAUCAAAAAUAUUUUUUUCAUAAUAAUUUUAUAGAUGAAUAUAAGCAAAAAAUACUAAAACAAAUUAAAUGUAAUACAAAAAAAAACGACAUUUCUCAUUUUGUGUAUAAAAAGGAAGAUACAAAAACGUGUAAUAUAGUCAAAGAAGGAAAUAAUAAUAAGGGAAAAAAUAUUUAUUUUCGGAUUAAAAAAACGAAAAUACUUAAAUAUAUCUACUAUCAUUUUUCUGAAUUUUUAAAUAAUGUAAGGAAUACAAAAUUUGAAAAAAUUUAUAAUAAAUUUUUUCCUAAAAAAAUAAUGAAAAAUAAGAUAGCAAAAAUAUUUAAAACAAUCAAAUCGAUUAUAAUAAAAAAAUUUCACAUUAUUAAUGUAAGAAAAAAUAGAAAAUUUAUUAGACAACAAAUGUAUGAUUAUUUUUUUAAAAAUUAUGAUUUUCUAAGCUUUUCCUUUAAAACUUAUAAAGUUAUUGAUUUUAUUGUUCAUGUUACAAAAAUGUGUGUACCUAUUAAAUUGUUAGGUAGUAGAUAUAAUUUCAAAAUUUUUUUAAAUAAUGUCAAAAAAUUUAUAUUAUUGAAUUAUAAAGAAAGUUUUUCUAUGGAUCAAAUAAUGAAACAUGUAAAGGUUAAAAACAUUUUUAAAAAACAGAAAAAUACAGAGAACAAUAAAAAAAACAUACCAGAUGAAUCAAAUAUGAUUACACCAAUGAACAACAUUUUAAUAGAACCAUUUAAAAAAGAUAUUUCAAAAUGCUCUAGUUAUAAUUUAAAUGAUCAUAAAAAAAUAAGUGAUGAUAAACAAAAUCGAUUUAUGAAAUAUUCAUCAAAAAAUAUAUCUUUGUUUCAAGAAUUAAAAAGAAAAUAUUUUGAUAAAAAAAAAAAAAUAAUUUUAGCUAUUCAAAAAAGACAUUUUUUAAGUAGACUUAUAUAUUUUAUUUUUAAUUAUUUCAUUAUGCCAUUAAUGAGAAAUUUUUUUUUUUUGACAAAAUCAGAACAUACUAUUUAUAGAACUAUUAUCUUCGAUAGAAAACUAUGGAACUACUUUACAAAAGUUUCAAAUUUUUGUUUAUAUCAUCAAAACUUUCGAAAUAAAAAAAUUAAAAAAAUAAAAGAAUCCAAACCAAAGAAAGUUCAUCAUAUGUUGAAAAAGCAGGACAUAGAACAACAUCUCAAUCAAUUGAAGCUUUUAAAAAAAAAAAAAAAAAAAUUAUUAUCCAAAAGAAACAAUAGCAUUAAUGUUGUUAAAUCUAUAGAGAAUAAAGAAACCGGAAAAGAUAAAAAUACUAAAAAUACACUUUUUAAAGAUAAAAUAAUAAAAAAGGGAAAUAUCAUAAUGUGUAAAGAAAUUGGAAAGGUAAAAAAAGAAAAAAAGAAAAGAUUGUCUGAAUGUAAAAAAAUAGAUAAUUUAUACAAAAUAAAAGUUCUUAAUAAAAAAAAUGUUAGACCUUAUUUAAAAAAGUUUUACUACAAAAUUCGAAAAAAAUAUUUUUCCUUAAAAAAAUACUAUAUUAAAAAUAAUAAAAAUAUUACUCCUACUAUGUUGAGAAAUUAUAAAGAGUAUAUCAAUUAUAUGAAUGAUAAAAAAUUCCUUUUUAUAUAUAUGGGAAAACGUUUUUUCAAAAAAAAAAAAGUUAAUUAUAUUAAGCUUUUCUAUAAACUAGUAACCAAAAUUGAGAAGAAAAUUAAUAAAAUGCAAUGCAAAAAUUCGGUAAAAAGGAAACGAAAAAUAAGUGAAAUUGAACAGAUGGAAAUAAAAUCGAAAAAAAAGUCACCAUCGUGUAUUGUUCCCAACCCUGAUCUAGUGCAUAAUCAAAGGAAACGAGGGGGGAGGCAACUGAAUACAAAAAUAAUGGGGAAAAGAAAACGGUCUGACAAUGGUAAUGGGGAAAAGAAUGUGAACAAAGUAUAUAUGCACAAAAUAAAAAAUAUGAUCGAAAAGCGUAAUUUUUUACUAAAGCUUAAUUGUAUUAAUAACUUUUUUUCAAAAAAAUUAAGAAUUAAUUGGAUACCUAAAAAAAAAGGACUAAGACCUUUGAUAAAUCUAUCAACAUUGAACAUUCCUGAAAGUGUAAAAGCCAGAGUCACGGAAAUAUUAAAAAAUAAAAAAAGCAGUGAAUUUUAUUAUCAUAAUAUAUUAGAAAAUUUAGAAAGAAAAAAGGAAAAGAACAAUCCUCUUCGAAAAAAAAAAUAUAAUCGAAAAAAUUAUAAUCCAGUCUCUUUAAAUAAUAUUUGUAAAUUUUCUCUUAAAUGCUUAGGAAAUGCUAGAAGCAAUAAUAGUUGUUUAUUUAAAAAUACUUUGACAAAAACAAAUGAAAUUGAAUUAAAAUUAAAAAACUGGUUAGAAGAUAUAAAAAAUUGUUUUUAUCGUAAAAAAAUUUAUAGAAAAUAUAUAAAAAAUAAAUUACGGAAUAACAAAAUAAUUUAUGCAUAUAUAUGUGUUGGUGAUUUUUCAAAUUGCUAUGAACACAUAAAUCAUAAUUAUUUAUUUAAAUUUUUAAAACAUUUUUUUGAUCAAGUAUCAAAUUUUGAAUUUGUAUAUUUAUUUAAAAGAUCAUUUCGUUUAUAUAAUAAAACUAUCAAUAAUUCACUCCUGUCUUAUUAUCCAGUAAAUGUCAAACAUUUUGGUAUGCAUUAUAUUAGAAAUCUUAGAGAAGUUAUAAUAAAAUCAAAUAAAAAUACAAUACAUAAUUUUUUAUUAAAGCAAUUAUUUAAAAAUGCUUCAAACACAGAUUUGUACAUUUUCUCAGAUUCUUAUAAAAGUGUUCAAGUUGAAAAAAGAGAUAUUUUUAUGACAAUAAUAACGAUUAUUAGAUAUUACUACCUUAAUAUAUAUUUUACCAUAAAAGAAUUAAAAUUAAAUAAAAAUAAUAUUUUUUAUUUUCAAAUAUUUCAAAAAAAUACCAAAAUAAAAAAUAAUGUUUAUUUUAAAUUAAAAAACAAAAAAAUAUUUCAAACAAUUCACCAAUUUCACCAAAACAAAUUUUCAUCUCUUGAACCAAUUGAAAAAGAUAUCUCAAAUAAUAUGUUAGAAAAAGAUAUCUCAAAUAAUGUGUUAGAAAAAAAUAUCUCAAAUAAUGUGUUAGAAAAAGAUAUCGCAAAUAAUGUGUUAGAAAAAAAUAUCUCAAAUAAUGUGUUAGAAAAAGAUGAUCAGAAUAACAAAAUUGAAAAAUCACCACAUAGGGAAUUAAAUAAUUCGAUAAACGAUUCUAUUAUUAAACCUAUUUCAGAAUUAAAUAAAGAACCCAAAGCAAAUGAUAUAAAUAGUUCUUUCCCAUUUAGAAGUAAUAGUACUUGUAUUUCUACAAGUGUCGAAAAUGGAAGCCAAUUUUUUGGGAGUAUACUAAAUAGCAAUCUAAAUAAUAAGAAAAAUGACGUGGCUAAAAAUGGCAUGGCUAAAAAUGGCAUGGCUAAAAAUGACGUGGCUAAAAAUGGCAUGGUGACAAAUUGUGACAAUGUUAAUAAUACUCCAGAUAUUGGAGACCAUAAUAUUAAAAAAGAAAAUAAUUUAGUUAUUUUACAAAAUGAUAGAGAAAGAACAUUACCUAUUCCUCAACCUAACGAAUCAUUUAAUUUAGGUGAUAAAACAGAAACAAAUAAAAUAUACUCCGAAAAAAAAAUUUUAACAUUUUUAGACAAAAACAUUAUUAGUAAUAUAUGCGGAUUACCACAAGGGUUCAGUUUGUCUAAUAUUUUAUGCUCUCUUUAUUAUGCAUAUUUAGAUAAAAAUAAAGAAUUUCAAAAUAUUUUAUAUAUAGAAAGAAAAGAAAGCAACAAAACAAAUAAUUCGAUAAAUAAAAAAAUAUAUUGUAAUCCUUUAAAUACCAAUUCAUUAUUGAUCAGAUUUAUAGACGAUUUUUUAUUUAGUACACUUAAUAAAAAAAAUAUUAGAAUAUUUAAAAAUUUAUUAUUAAAAAGAAAAAUUUGGGGAGAAAAUAUUAAUUCUUCGAAAACUAAAAUAUUUAAAAUACCUCUUAUUUAUAAAAAUAAUUUAUUUAUUUACAAUAUCUGGGAUAAACAAAAUAAAGAAAAAAAAAAAAAAAAAAAAAAAUUGAAAAAAUUGUCUCGAAAUAUCUUUCUUAGAAAUAAUAACAAAUUAUCAUCAAGCAAGUUGAAAAGCUCUUUAUUAGAUACAUCUAAAUCUAAUAGUAAUAUUAUAAAAAAUCAAAAAAAUGAACAAAUAUGUAAUUAUACCGAUUUACAAAAAUUGAAAAUAGACAGGGUCAAACCCCAACAAGUUUGUAAUAAACCUAUAAAAAUAAAUCCAGAUAAAAAAAAAGUAGGAAAUGAAAAUAUCAAAACAAUUGUGAACGGACAAAAAAAUGAGAAGAAUAAAAACAAAUUAAAAUUGAGAAAAAAUAAAUAUUCAAAAUUAAAAAUAUGUCAAAUUAAAAAAGUAAUAAAAACACUAUGCAUAAAAAAGGUGAAAUUAAAAGAGAAAUUCCCUGAAAAAGGUCAUAAAAUUCAAAAACAUAUUAAAAGAUUAAAAAAAUUAAAAAAACAGAAAAUAAAAAAAAUGGAAAAAGGAAUAGGAGAAUCAAGUUAUAUAAAUGCAACCCAAUCUAUCAGAUCUAUUGAAUGGUUAAAUAAUUCAUAUAUUUUCGAUUUUAUAAAUAAUUCAAUACAUAGUAUAUCUUAUCCUUGGAAAAAUAAAAAUGAUGCAACAAUUAGGAAUCAUAUACAUUUAAAUAAUAUAAUAGGAGAAAAGUGUAAUAAAAUAAGUUUUAUGAAAUUUUUAGUUGAAAAUAGAAUAAUGAGGAAUGUUAUAUCAAAACAAAAAAAAUAUAUAUCAUUAUAUAAAAAUAAACAAAAUGUAUAUUUUUGUUAUAAAAAUAAUUUCAUAUUAUUAAAAACAUCUAUAUUAAAAUUUAUUUGUUCUAUUAAAACAUUGAAGCAUAUGUUUAAUACAUUUUAUAAUCCGAUUUACAAUACAAAAUUUAUUUUACAUUUAAUUUCAUAUAUGAAAAAAUGUUUAAUAAAAAAUAAAAAUCUUAAAUUUGUUAAAUUGUUUUUAAUUGAAACAGCUAUUGAGUCAUUACAAUAUGCUAAGGUGUUUCACCAAAAUCAUUUUAUGUUUCGAUGUCUAAAAGUUCUUAAAAAAAUUAAAAAAAGAUUAAUAAAUAAAUAUAAAAAAAUUAAAAAAAAUAAAUUACUAAUUCAAUAUAGAAAUAUGUUUAAUGUUAUUAGAAGGGAGUUAUUUAAUUCCUGGCCAUGUAUGUUUAAAUUAAGGGAGGCUGCCGAAGGGCGAAAGAAAAGCAAACCCCAAAGGAGGAGAAUAGAAAAAUAA
Messenger RNA from Plasmodium yoelii, 7035 nucleotides. RefSeq lists its product as uncharacterized. Gene Ontology annotation, molecular function: telomeric repeat DNA binding; telomerase RNA binding. The coding region runs from base 1 to 7035 and encodes 2344 amino acids. The record is from RefSeq and is a predicted model, not a curated record. Gene Ontology annotation, cellular component: telomerase catalytic core complex. Lineage: Eukaryota; Apicomplexa; Aconoidasida; Haemosporida; Plasmodiidae. Gene Ontology annotation, biological process: telomere maintenance via telomerase. The transcript has a single exon.